Messenger RNA from Geodia barretti, 560 nucleotides. The record is from the annotation of a GenBank genome assembly. NCBI's taxonomy places the organism in Eukaryota, Metazoa, Porifera, Demospongiae, Tetractinellida, Geodiidae.
CACAAGGUCUCGGGACGUGGUGUUUUAAUACAUCCUGUGAAUAAUAAUGAUUUCUGAAACAUAGCUACAACGUGCACAUUAUAUCUACCGAACCUUGCUUGCAGGUUUCAACACGGGUAUUGACAAGCGUGCCCAGAACAACACGGACAAGCCCACAUCCAGUGCUAUCGUCUGGACAUACACGGACGUUGAGGAAACCCACCAAAGUUGGAAUAUUAAUGUCCAAGCAACUGCCCGCCUGCUGAGCUGCAGCACCUCCUUCAAACAGUUUAAGAUAGUUCUGCUGCAUGAGUGCCUGCUCCUGGUCAAAGUUUUCCUGCGCAAAUGAUUGCUCCUGUUGGUCCUCCAACAUUUGCUGCUGUUCAGCAUACUGGUACUGGCACUGCUGGCUGGUAGCCCUGACUGCAGCUGUGUGUCAGAUUUACUCGGUACUCAUACUGGUACUGCUACUGUUCAGCAAACGGGUACUGCUGCUGUUCCACCUGCUGUUCAGCAUACGGCUGGCUGGCAACAUACUGGUAGGGUGGGUAUCCAAGUACUGCAGUGCUAGUUACAGAAAU